Molecule: messenger RNA, 6728 nt
Organism: Morone saxatilis (striped sea-bass)
Lineage: Eukaryota; Metazoa; Chordata; Actinopteri; Moronidae
Gene: arhgef1
Product: Rho guanine nucleotide exchange factor (GEF) 1b
Exons: 32
Coding region: 111-3368 (1085 amino acids)
Biological process (GO): intracellular signal transduction; G protein-coupled receptor signaling pathway
Cellular component (GO): cytoplasm
Molecular function (GO): G protein-coupled receptor binding; guanyl-nucleotide exchange factor activity
Source: RefSeq, a predicted model, not a curated record
ACCUUCAUUAAUAGUCACUGCAUCAUUUGAGCUGCUCCUGGCCCAAUAAACUUACCACACUCCUCUCUGACAGUCACCAGUUGACAGGUGUGGGCCCCACCGGUUACAGUAUGGACGCUGAAGAUGCCCACUUUGGGCAGGGCGUGUUUGGGGCUCAGUGCUCUAACCCAGCCAUGAGCAUCAUCGGGGCUGAGGAUGAGGAUUUCGAGAACGAUCUGACUGAUGUGGUGGAUGACCAUUGCACACACUUCAACAGUAUAGACCAGUUGAAGGAUCGGCCGACCCACCUGCUGGUUUUCUUGCAACAUGUCAUUCUGCAGUUUGACCCUGCUCCCUUGCUGUGUUACCUCCAUGCUGACCUCUUCAGGAACCUCAGUUCCAAAGAGACCAAGAAGCAGUUUGUGGAGUUUUACAACACUUUCUUGGACAAGGGUGCGAUUCUCAAAGUGUUAAUACCACCUAUAAUAGUUUAUGAAUUGGACCGAACCCGUCCAGAUCUGCUUUCUGACGAAACCCAAAAGCGUUUUGCUCAGGACAUUCAGGGCUUGCAGGUAGCUGAAGUGGCCAAACAGCUGGAAGAUUUCAGGCAGAAGAGGAUGAUGGGUAUGACCCCCAACGAGGAUGAGCUCAAAGACGUGGAGAGCCACUAUCCCACCGACCGCAUCCCGAGGGAGAUGAAGGAGAAGUCUGUAGCUGAGAACCUGCUAGACAAGAUGUCUGAGACACAACUUACAAUUGUCCCUGAUGAGGAAAAAUGCCAAUCCAUCUUUUCAGCAGUGGCCUUCUACAUGAAGCACCUUGGGGUUAAAACCAGGGCAGUUGACAGCAAGAAGUCCAGAGGAGGCUUCUUCAGGAGUAAACUGGUAAAGAAUAAGAAGGAUGAAUCCACAAAGGCCAAGCCCAGAGGGGUGUUUCCUGGCAUCCCCAGCUGGAUUGCAGGCAACAACACUGAGGUCAAACCUAAACCGGAGGCUGAAGCGGAAAAGGAGAAAGUGAAUCCGGAGCGCAAGGGUCUAACUCCUGGCAGAGGCUCCCUAACUGACGCUCCAGCCCUGUCCCUCCCCAGCAAGAAGUCUGGUUCCAGUGGGAGUCCCGCUUCUCUGCCUGGGUUAGAGAACAAUGACAGCUCAGGAAACAACAACAGCAUUGUCAACAGCCCAGAGUCUUCACACAUUGAUGGCCUCUCAAGCAAUCUCUUAGAGCCUCCGACCCAGUCAGACGGUGGUGAUGUGUCCCCUGUUGGGCUUGCAGGAGGGCUGACCCCCGGGGAGCCCCUCUCACCCAGCCACCCAGACACUCCCAUAGAGGAAAAUACAGAGAAAGAGAGACGGAAGACAAGUAGGAAAGUGAUGCGUAGUGAGAGUGCCCGUGUGGACCGGCACUCCUCUCGCCGCCGUGGCUCUUCCCGGGUCAAACAAUCUCGCUCCCGUAGUGAUGUGGACCUCCAGCCGCCAUCUACCACACCAACAACACCUACCACGUUCACCCCCCAGCACCUCCAUCCUGCUGAUGGACCAGUUUUAGUUCCUGAAGGUCCCGGCCACUCCCCCACCAGCCCAUCCCCACAGCUGGAGGAGAUGGAGCCACGCUUCCUGGAGUUUGAGCUGGACCCGCCCAACUGGAGGGAGCUGGCCUCCCCAGAAGCCCUGUCCAGUCUCUCCAAGAAGGAGAUCAAGAAGCAGGAGGUCAUCAAUGAGUUGUUUGCUACUGAGCAUGCCCAUGUGCGGAUGCUAAGUGUCCUUCAGAUGAUCUUCUCCAAGCCUAUGGAGAGAGAGGAGCUCCUGACUGCACCUGAGCUGGCUACCAUCUUCCCCAGCCUGGAUGAGAUCAUUGAAAUGCACUAUAACUUCUACGAGAACCUGAAGAAACUGCGUUUGGAUGACAACUUCAUAGUUAAAUCCAUCAGCACCACAGUCCUGAAUAGAUUUGGGGGUACAGAGGGGGAGUGGUUCCAGAAAUUGACAGCCCGGUUCUGCAGUCACCAGUCAUGGGCCUUGGACCAGAUCAAGAGCAGGCAGAAGAAAGAGCCACGCUUCAACUCCUUCAUACUGGAGGCAGAGAGUAAGCCCCAGUGCCGCAGGCUGCAGCUCAAGGACAUCAUUCCCAUAGAGAUGCAGCGACUGACCAAAUACCCGCUGCUGCUGGAGAAUAUUGCCAAGAACACAGACGAUAAGACGGAGAAGGAAAGGAUCCAGCAGAGCGCAGAGUGCUGCAGAAAGAUCCUCAACCAUGUCAAUGAGGAGGUCAAAGUGAUGGAGAACCUAUUGACUCUCAAGGAGUACCAGCGUAAAUUGGACACAUCAGGGCUCAAACCCAGUAAUGAGCUUUAUCUUGUAUAUAAGAACAUCGACCUGACUCAGAAAAAGAUGCUUUAUGAAGGCCCUCUGACCUGGAAAGUGACAAAGGAAAAGGCAAUUGAGGUGCAGUGUGUGUUGCUUGGAGACCUGCUGGUGCUCCUCCAGAGGCAAGAUGACAAGAUGGUCCUCAAAUGCCAGAGCAAGAGUAACAUCGCCGUGCAGGAGGGCAAGCAGAUGCUGAGCCCCAUUAUCAAGCUGGACUCAGUCUUCCUGCGGGAGGUGGCCACAGAUCGAAAGGCCUUCUAUGUGAUAUUUACCUGGGACAGCGGAGCUCAGAUCUAUGAACUGGUAGCUCAGUCUGUCGGAGAGAGGAAAAUCUGGACUGAUGUGAUAAAAACAGCAGUGGAUGAUCUGAAGAAGAGUGGAGCACCCAUGAAGUUGACACUGCCUCCUGGAGCUGGAGGAGCUCCCUUUAGUCCCUCCGCGUAUGUACUGACUGCCCCUUUGAGCCCGACUGAGAACGGAGCUCUGAAAAGCAGCAGCGACCGAGAUAAGGACAGCUUGACAGAUGACAAGUCUUCAGACCACAGGUACAGGCUGAUUGAUUUCCUGUCAGAAAAAGGCUUCGACUUGAUAGGCCACUCCAACAGCGAUCAGGAGAAGGUAGCCAACAGUGCUUUGGAUGAAGUCAUGUCGCUGAAAAGGCUGUUGGUCGGCAGCAUCAGUCUAUCAGAAGACUCACAGCCUGAUGAAGAAAAUGGAGAGGAACAAUCAGAGAGGCCCAGUCAACAAAUGGAUAGCUGUCAUUUGACAGAAGAAAGCCAGACAGACAGGGAGGCGGAGGAGGAGAACGACACCGCUUGUGAAAGAGAAGGUGCAGGGACGAAGGGAGAGGAGGAGAGGAGCAUCAGUGCACCUCUGGUGCUGUCCCAGGAGAGGAUGGAGAAAGUGUACAGGGGGCUCCAGAGUCUGCAGGAACAACUAAAGAGACUACAGACUAUAGAAGAAGAGCACCACAGGCUGCAGGAGGCCCUUUCCAAGUUCUCACUGGAGGGGGGUAACUUCCAGUGAGACACCAUCACGCCACCUACUGGCCACUAGAUUUUUACUGGUGCUGGUUUGGAGUGCAAGAGUUACUUUCAGAGGCUUCCCUGGAACUUCCUAAACCCUCACGCCUGGACCCUUGCUGCAUUAGGGGGGCUUUAUGCAAAGUGCAUUGGUUCAGUGAUGGAACAUGGGAGGUGUGUGCAUGUGUAUAUGUUUGUGUGCGUGCUUGGUAGAGAGGUAUACAAAGAAAAAAAGACAAAAACGGAACAUCCUACUUUUGAGUGGGAGGUUGAUUUUGCGGAGAGGUGCCAAAAAAAAAAUGAAGCAAUAUUUUGCUGUGAGAGAGAUGCUGCCUAACAAAAUAUAGUAAUUGCGAUCUGCUGUAACACACAUACGCACACCAGAGACAUGCACGCUAGAAAAUAAUUUACAUUAUUGCAAAUAGCAGAUUAGCAGAUGUACAGUAAAAGAGAAAUCCUAUGUUUGCCUGCCAAGUUAGCUAUAUUCAGGUGGAAGCCUUAAGGGGCCAAUGUAGCGUUUGAAGAUGUAUUGAUAUACUACUGCUGAUAUAUAGUGUUAUUUCUAGUCUAUGCCAAAGUACCACAGAGAUGCACUUUUUUUGUAAUCAAAACAAGUUGAACCCACACUGUUUUUGCAAAAUUUAUUAUGUUUACUCUCUAUUUAGUACAGUUUUUGAGCAGUCGGGCUUCAUGUAGGCAGCCCUCAUUAUUAAAAAGAUUGCAUGCAAGAAAGUGUGUGUAUGUGUGUUACAAGUAAGUUAAGUUUUUAAUUAAGGACGUGCUUGUUUGGAAGGUUCUUACUGUCAUUACAGCACAUAGAAACAUUUAUAAAUAGUGGCACUAUAGGUAAUCAUGCUGUUAAUAAUGGAGACUGUAUUUACCACUUUUAUUUAUUCCUCCAAGUUCUGUUGGAUCAGUGAGUUGCCUCACCUGAGUGAAACUGUUACAGCACUGGGUCCCCACCCCCAAAAAACAAACAAGAUAGAGCAAUGUAGAGAAAAAAAAAAUCUUAAGAAGGCAAAACCUAGAAUGUGUAGAAAGAUCAAGGUAGAGAAUGAAGAGAGAUGUAGGGAUGGAGAGUGAGUUUAGAGGUCGUUGUUGUUGUUGCUUUGGUUUGUUUGAAGCCAGCUUGAACCAGGCGGUCAUGAGACGAUGUGUAGAAAACAUGAGAUUAGGAUUUGAGCUCUUUUGAGCUUUACUGAAGAAAAAUGUAGACACCCACUCCCUCACACACACACACACACACACACACUCACAUAAAUUUACAAACUCAAAGCCCAGUGCUACAGAAGUGUUCACAAAGGAGGUUCAGUGCCAGUGUCACCAAAUGGGGUUAUAAAUUGUAUUAUAUGUUACAUUCACAUGUUAUUAGUAAAAGAUUCUUCCUUGGUAGCAAUAUUUGUAUCAAAAUUGAGCUCAUAUUUGUAUUUUAUUCAGCAGUUGAUUGUAAUUAUAAUUAUGAUGAUGUCAUUUCUGAGUAGUGGCAUAACUGUGGCCGUGCACACAGGACCAAAGACAUAACAAAGCACCGUUAGAUCCUCAUACGAGCUGUAAUUUUCUUAAUGCCGUGCUUCAUCUGUAUAGUAACAUGUCACUUAAUGCUGAUGCAGGAAUGAUGGCUCAGUAGUGCAGUCAGUCAGCAGCUGCUUUUCCUCUCCCCAAACUGUGGCAACUUAAGUGAAGGGAUUUCCAAAGCACAUAGAAGAAUGAAGCAUCGGUAACCAAUAAUAAUCUUCUUUUUUUUUUACUCUUUAGUAAAUGUGCAAGUAAAUACAGGAUUGAAGAAUGUCAGACUGCCCUAGCCUUAUGUUCAAACCCAAUCUGUAGCUCAGCAAAAAAAAAAAAUAAUGAAAAAGUUGUCUUCAGAGUCUGUUUGGGUCAAUAAGUGUAAGUAAAAGCCGAUGUGACUGCCACAAGCUGUACUGUUCUGACCUGGAUAAAGAAAUUGAACACAUGGGACCUGUUCCAGAAAAGGACAAGGAAACAAGACCGUGAAGCCAGACGGGGAUACAAAGGAAACAUUGAAGAUUUAGAGGAAGGAAGACUGCAGUCUCAUUCCAACGUCGCUCUCACCAGUACUGUAACCAUGAUCACUUCCUGAUAUGCAUUCUCAUCGUUGCUGCCACAACAACAAACUUACCCCCUUUGACCCUACUGAACCUACGUAUGUAAUUAUGCAAAUGAUGGUUUCCUUUAGUGACAAGUUGCUAAAUUCUGUAUGUUUGUGUUUGAACCUCACUGCUAUCUCUCCCCAUGUCUUCCUCUUAGAAAUUGUACAUACAUGUCAGCUUGAAAGAAAAAAUUGUAGAAAAAGCAUAACCCCCCCGCGCCCUUUUUGUGUUUAUUAAGCUAAUUAGCGACAUACACCUUGAUAAACCCUCACUUGUGAUAGCAUGAUCACCUUUUCCUACUGCACAGUUUUACCAUAUGUUGUUGUGUAUUUCAAUUGAUUUACUUAAACGGGUUGGGGAGGUUUUAUGUUACUGUUUUUCAUUGUUUUUCAAACACGUUUUUGUAAUUGUGUACUAUGCAUUUGGCUAUAAAAGUGAGAGAGACAGGACUUGUCUGUAACUUGUCUAUGCAUGAACGAAUUUUAACUAUUAUGCAAAUGCUGUAACCAUGAAGUUUUUUGUUGGGCACAUUACAGUGUAAAACCCACUCUGCACUGUGGCUAUCCAGCUAUCCAAUGGGAUAAUUUAAACAGAUCAUCCCGACCAGGGAUUUUUAAAACUGUCAAAUUGCAGUGGUCAGCAGGUGAAACCCAGUUAAUACCAGCUUACAGUGAGGCCUUCACUCACAGGCUGAACGACUACUACAGGCACUUCUUGCUCUCUCUCUCUCUCUCUCUUCCAGAUGCAUUUUCUUCAUGCAUUCUAUAUAUAAAUACCUAGAUGUAAAGAAAAUGUAUUUAUAGAGUGGUGCCUUGUUCUGACGAUCCAGUUGUUUUCUUCAUAAAGGGCUCUUGAGUCUGAACACAAUCACUGUUGUUCGGUUUUGGCUGUCUUUAAUGGGGGAAUGUGAAAUUGACCUCUGAGAGUGAGAGACAAUGUCCAAAUCAUUAAUAAGCAUUGAGCGAUCUUCCCAGGAUUCUGUUUUUCAUGUCAGCCUCCAUUACAGCAACAGGAUUUGAGCCCUUCACCAACUCAGUCAGCCAGUGCCCUGUAUAGAAAAGACAACUGCUCCUUGUCAUACAGGCAUCUGCCAUCUUGUCUGUCUAUAAACAACGAAUAUGCAAGAACUAUACUGUGUAUUUGGCUUUUGAUUUUUAUUGUGUAAAAGGCUCUUUAAUGAUGUAUACUUCAGGAAAAUUGUGGUACGUUCUGUUUUUUAAUUCUUCAUUUUUUAAAUAAAUUGGGGAAAUAAA